AUGAGCAAUGAUCCAAAGACGUCUGAUGUGGGGCGCGAAACGCCUCUUCCACAAUACGAAAAGACGCAAUCGGUGCCGUUCACUCUGAAUCUUCAGGAAGAUACACGCAAUCCUGGUCAAUUCCAGCUCGUCUUCAACCUGGGCCCGAAACAACAAUCGUCGAUCGGUGUGCCUCUGAGUUGUGCACCUAAUGUUGCCGCGUCUACGACUCUACGAGAUGGCUUGAAGUCUAGUGUCGAGAGCUCAGUUCCUCAAAAGACGAGUCCGCCAAGCACUCCUCUCCACGACAGGCAAGGCUGGGCCGAUCUAGACAAUGUACCUACCGAAUUUCUUAAAAGGGUCGUGCCAGACUGGAAUGUGUCGUUUUCUCGUAGCGACUCAACAGCCUCUACUCAAUCCAAACGACUUACGGACAUCAAAGCUAGAAUCAAGAAGAAAGGAAAGGGCUACGUCGUGCGCUUGCUGAAAGGGUCGACAGACUCGAACGAGAUUGCAGAAAUAGAUCUGGGCCAGCAUAUCGCUGCGAAUCAGACAUUUGAGACUCCAGAGCUCGACUCAGCGACUCUGCCUGCGGAGUUGUAUUCGCCACCUACGACUAUUGCAUCAAUCUCCGAUAGUCUUCUGGAUCGCAAUGAUAUCUUCGAGAUCGGUACUUCCAACACAUCAGGCGUUCAACGACCACCACCGUCUGCGGUUCCACAAAGGAGUCAUCUGCCGCAUCAUAGUCUAGCCAGGACUUCGAUCGCGGAGGACGGGUUCAGUGAUGCCGAGACUCUGAUACCAGACAUUCGCUCGAUACACGACCGUAUGGAUGAGGAUCAGACUGAUGUAGAACCGUCAUCUCAUGCCCCAUCGCUGUUUCCCACCCGCUCGGCUUCGGUCUCAAGUAUCGUCAAAACGCCAACACGCGGCCUGUCAGUCGUUGGACCUGUAAGGAAGCGUGUCGAGAAGAAGACACGUCCUCGGGUGAAGAGUCGUGCGACGAACCUGGAUCUCAAGCGAUCAGAUGCUCACAAAUCCGUCAAGCGUCGCGUAGUAUCGACAAAUCAUGCAUUCGAUAGUCAAGUUGUAGAAAAUCUCGUGAACUCGACUACUUUGCGCCAACGCAUCCGUCCGGUAUCUCGAAAGUCGAGUGGAAUUGAUCUAGCGACCGAUGAGUAUGCCACUUGGUCGCAACCGAUGCGGCCUGCGAGCGCAGUCAAGCCACGACAUCUACGACACGUAUCAGCAGACGACCUAAAUGUCCCUGCCAGACCCAAACAUGGUUUACGGUUGGACACCGACCUACCUCAGACCAAGUCAGCUCAUUCAUGCGGUGAGCCAUUGUAUGACGACUUCAUCGAACAGCGACCCAAUGCUGCCCGCCUUCUUGAAGCUUAUCUCAAUCGCCCAAGAGCUCAUACACCAAAUAGCCCUACCAGCCAAAGCAGCACCGCGUCAUCGAUGGCCUCCAUCUUUGACUCGUCGAGCAGAGCGUCCACAUUGACCACGCCGUCGUCGACAUACGGCGGGCCUAACUCUUGGACUAGAGCCAGCGACCCUUCCAAGUAUAGCCCGUCGCGUACCGUCGCCAGCAACCCCUUCAGUGUCCGUAUGCCGUCCUUCGUCCAAGAAUCCUGGCUCCUGACCUGUGCGAACGAAGGCCGCCUGACACCAAAGAUCGUCCAUCUCGAUGUCAACGAAGGGCGCGUGAGAAGCGACAAAGAUCUAGCGCUCGCGCUGCGAGAGCACUAUGACCAGCUCAAUCGGCGGUGGUUCAACUGGGCUCGUCUUCGCGGGCUAACGACCAUCGAGUUUGUUCAAUUCGAAGUCCAUCGCAAUCGCUUCGCUGAUAUUCGAGCGACGCCGUCUAUGCCGCCCAAGUCCGCUGCUUCUUCAGCUUCGACCAGCGAGCCAGAGAAGUCUGCAGCGCCGUCUCAGCAUCCGUACACCUUCGAGCCCAACGACCUCCUGCCGCCUGUUGGUAGCACGUAUCUCCUCCAUUUAUUCAAACACCCACAGGACUAUGAGGGCGAGCUGAUUACGUAUCUUCGCAGUCCAAAGCGGAGGCAGCGGUUGGAGUUCGGUAUGGGCUGGGGCGUUCAUCUCGUGGAGGGGUUCCUUGCGCAGCGCGUGUGGGCAGUGACGAUGGGUGUUUGCGGCUUGGGUAGUGCGGUGUUCGCGAUCCUGUGGACGGUCAGGAAGGGCGACGUACAGGGUGCCUUUGGGGUUGCGCAGUGGGUGUUGGGUAUUGCUGUUUUGCUGGUUGGCGGUCUGCAGGCGUGGUUGGAGUAG
Messenger RNA from Alternaria incomplexa, 2274 nucleotides. RefSeq lists its product as uncharacterized. Bases 1 to 2274 code for a protein of 757 amino acids. The transcript has 2 exons. The record is from RefSeq and is a predicted model, not a curated record. Lineage: Eukaryota; Fungi; Ascomycota; Dothideomycetes; Pleosporales; Pleosporaceae.